This is a messenger RNA of Aspergillus wentii DTO 134E9, 987 nucleotides long. RefSeq names its product F1F0 ATP synthase subunit delta. Gene Ontology annotation, biological process: proton motive force-driven ATP synthesis. Bases 173 to 670 code for a protein of 165 amino acids. The record is from RefSeq and is a predicted model, not a curated record. The transcript is spliced from 6 exons. NCBI's taxonomy places the organism in Eukaryota, Fungi, Ascomycota, Eurotiomycetes, Eurotiales, Aspergillaceae. Gene Ontology annotation, molecular function: proton-transporting ATP synthase activity, rotational mechanism.
CGUGUUGCAUAUGGUAUGUUGACAACGUUGUUGAAGCCGACGUCCGAGCAAUGUCCACACGUGACCGGGAAGAGCCGCUAGGGAACAACCGGCAUCCGACUUCGACCUUUGCAACUCAACCCAGGUUCAAGAGGGAUAUCAUCACCACCCUUUCCCGUCCGUCCAUUGCAAGAUGAGCUCUCUUCGCUUUGCUCGCUCUGCCUUCAGGGCUCGUCCCUCCGCCUUCAGCGCUCCUUUCCAGCGCAGAGGUUACGCUGAGGCUGUGUCGGACAAGAUCAAGCUCUCCUUGACCCUUCCUCACCAGACCAUCUUCAAGUCCGCCGGCGUUGUCCAGGUCAACAUUCCCGCCGCCUCCGGAGAGAUGGGUGUCCUCGCCAACCACGUUCCCUCCAUUGAGCAGCUCAAGCCCGGUCUCGUCGAGGUCGUCGAGGAGGGUAACGCCAGCAAGCAGUUCUUCCUCUCCGGUGGAUUUGCUGUUGUCCAGCCCGACUCCCAGCUGAGCAUCAACGCCGUCGAGGCGUUCCCCCUUGAGGACUUCAGCUCUGAGGCCGUCAAGUCUCAGAUCGCUGAGGCCCAGAAGAUCGCCGGUGGCAGCGGCAGCGAGCAGGAUAUUGCUGAGGCCAAGAUUGAGCUUGAGGUGCUGGAGAGCCUGCAGGCCGUCCUUAAAUAGAUUCUUGAUGUACAUAUCCGCUCGUGAUUUCAAUCUGAACUUGUAGAAUUAUAGCAAUUCUCGGGAGAGACCUUUUGAUGAAUUUGAUACUGUCUAACUAUGUCGUUUCCUUCUCGCACAGCGAGGUUUCCUAGCCAGGACUGUCCCUGUCCUUGUGAUCCCCGGUCACACCUUCCUGAAACACAGAUAUCUUGUUGGGUCACACGGGACUAUCUAAUCCCAUCUUGUGGUUCUUUGUUUUCUUUUGCGAAUUUCUGUUGACCAAUGCCAUGAAGACCUAAUACUCACCUGCUGCAUGAAUAUAGCUUCUUUGACUG